This is a messenger RNA of Talaromyces atroroseus, 753 nucleotides long. RefSeq lists its product as hypothetical. The transcript has 3 exons. The record is from RefSeq and is a predicted model, not a curated record. NCBI's taxonomy places the organism in Eukaryota, Fungi, Ascomycota, Eurotiomycetes, Eurotiales, Trichocomaceae. The coding region runs from base 1 to 753 and encodes 250 amino acids.
AUGGCCAACUUCUUCAAAGCUCUGGCUGGUCCAGGCUAUGUGAUUCUCAAUGUCAUUCGAGGUAUCAACAUAAUCGUCUUCCUCGAUACCAUCGCUGCAGGCGUGGUGAUGCUCAUCAAAAUCUCCAUGAACAACAAUUUCUUCUUCUUUGAGGCCGUCAGCCAUGCCAUCACGGUCAUAAUAAGUAUCUUCCUCAUCGUCACGGAACUGCCAGUCUUCGAAGACUUUUUCAUCCGCUUUGCUCCCCAGCUUAGUAAAUCUGCCACCUUUGUGCCUCUAGCACUGAUUAUGAUUGUCAUGGGUGUUUCUCUGCUUGGGAACCUGAACAACAAUGAUUACAGCGUGGAUAACAUGGGACUCCCAUCUUGGAGAGUGGUUGCGUCUGCUGGAAUCAUGGCGAUGACUAUGGGAAUCUUGAAUUUCAUGGCAAGCUUCGUCUUCGCAGACACCGAACGCUCCCUAACAGCCCGUCACGUCCGCUCUCACGGCGCCGUAGCCGACAAAGUCGUCGACUCCAACAGCAGUCAAAGAUCCUUCAAGUUGAACACCGGCCAAGAUGGCUUGCCUACAUACCGCCAGGCCAGCGUUACGCGCUCAGCAGAACAACGAAGCGUGCCUCGGUUUCCACUGAAAGUCACCAUUUCUUCUUCAAGUGAAAAAACGGCUACUGCCACCGACCCCGUUUCCAGUAGCGACGUGACGAGGCCUGAUCUUGCUCAUCAUCCUGCUAUGCAAGCAGCAAAUUUUGUUUAA